ACGUGGCUUAACUACAAUACACAGUAAACGCUACCACCCUCAGUACACUACAAUGUACGUGUGUCUGUGCUGAGUGGUUUCUGUUGUUGACUGCGUUGCUCACAUACAACAGUUGGUGGAGCGCUGCGUCAGAUCGGAGCAAGUGGCCGCGAAACGGCCAUAUGGUUGAAUCGUUUGGCCGAAAACAAUACACGGAGGAUAAGUCUGGGCAACUCUGAAGGAGUGAACAAAUGAAUGGAAAAGUUGUAAGAAGACCGGUUGAGUUUCAUGCCAUGGAGUUUGUUGAGUAUAUCAAGACUCCCAAGGUGGAUAGCGUUACCCUGCAUCGGCCCUUCUACGCCCGCGUCGAAGGCACGCUGUGCCUGACUGGACACCACUUGAUUCUGUCGUCAAGGAAGACUAACACAGAGGAAUUAUGGCUUCUCCACAGCAACAUUGAUGCCAUUGAGAAGAAGUUUGUAGGCUCCGUAGGCCAUCUGACCAUCAAAUGCAAGAACUUCAUGAUCAUCCAGCUGGAUAUACACGGCAUGGAGGAAUGCCUCAACAUUGCCAGCUCCAUAGAGAUGCUGUCCAACUUGUCAAAGGUGACUCUGACCUACCCGUUUUUCUACCGUCCCAUGUCUGAUGCCCUGGAGGAUGGCUGGCAGGCAUUCCUUCCAGAGAGUGAGUUUGCUAGAGUGACCGGCGAUGAAUGGCGCUUGUCUCAUGUCAACAAAAACUUCCAGGUAUGCCCAACCUACCCACAAACAGUGGUUGUGCCCAAAGCUGUGGAUGAUGACUGCAUCAUGCAGGCUGCUGCAUUCAGGCAAGGAGGGAGGUUCCCAGUUCUAAGCUACCUUCACUCCCCAAAUGGGACGGUAAUCUUAAGGAGUGGUCAGCCCCUCCCAGGCCCCAACGGCAAGCGGUGUAAAGAAGAUGAGAAGCUGGUCAACUCGGCGCUAGGUGUCGGCAAAAGAGGGUACAUCAUUGACACCAGGUCCUACAACUCGGCCGUCAACUCGAGAUCCAAAGAUUUUUAUUUGAUUCUUUUCCCUCCAGGCGGGGGCUUUGAGACUGAGGCUCACUACCCUCAGUGGAGGCGGGUUCACAAACCGCUGGAUCGGUUCAGCAACCUCCAAGAAAGCCUGACUAAAUUGAUGGAGGCAUGCAACAAGAACACCAACUCCAUGGACAAGUGGCUGGGCCAUCUAGGUGCUUCCAGUUGGUUGAGUAAUGUCAAAGAAGUCUUGACUACUGCGUGCCUGGUGGCACAGUGUGUGGAUAGAGAAAGUUCAUCUGUUCUGGUGCAUGGAUCGGAGGGUCUAGAUGCCACACUACAGAUCACAUCCCUAGCUCAGAUCAUACUCAAUCCAGACUGUAGAACACUCAGAGGGUUUGAAGCUCUGAUAGAGCGUGAGUGGGUUCAGUCAGGUCACCCUUUUGCCAGUCGAUGUGCCAAGUCCUGUUACGCCGGUAGCAAACUCAAAUGCACCGGUCCGGUCUUCCUACUGUUCCUGGACUGCGUGUGGCAGGUCAUUCAGCAGUUCCAAUGUUCCUUUGAGUUCAAUGAGCAGUUUCUCAUCCUCCUGUUUGAGAAUGCCUACGCCUCACAGUUUGGCACCUUCCUGUGCAAUAAUGAGCACGAGAGACAAAUACUGAAACUGUCUGAAAAGACACAAUCACUGUGGACAUACGUUAACAGGCCUCAGAUACUAGAGGGUUACAUCAACCCACUGUAUCAACCCAACUCCUCUGUCAUAUGGCCGUCAGUAGCACCACAGAGCUUGAUGUUAUGGUCAACCUUGUUCUUACGCUGGGACAUGGACAACACCAGCAAUGACUCAACCGACAAAGAAAUCCGCAAAAUCCAACAGAACGACAAGCAGCUCAAGACAAGGGCCAUUCAGCUCAGAAAACAACUUUCCGAGUUGCAGAGAGAAGCCCUGGAAAAAGGACUGAUCAGCGAAUAGCAGCAGGGUUGCAUCUUAACAAGACACUCAACCUGAUCAGGAAACAGCAGUAGGUUAACUUCUAUCUGCCAAGUCCUGUGCAUUGUUCAGCUUCAGCACCAAAUUUACAGAAUCAAUGACUGGCAAAAAACAGCUGGAUCGCAUAAACAUUGAUCAGGAAACAGCCACCUGAUACCUAUUGGAAUCCAGCUUGAGCAGCAAACGGCAGUUGGGAAACAUUUAAGCCCAUUGUCAAGUUUGCAGGCGAAACUCUGAUAAUGCUGAACGUGAUAUAUGUAGUUUACUCUCACAGUUCUACUUUAUUCAAUCAGCUGGUAUUGAGGUUCAAUCAAGAAAUUGGAGAACCUUAACAUGUCUACGUCAUGAAACAGCCGCAGGGUUGCAACUGCCAUCAGAGAGGCGAUUGCAGGAUGAUUUUUCAAAUCAUGCUGAUCAUAUUUGGAGACAUCCAUCAGCUGAUCCUACCUGUCAUCGCAAUCAUCAUUUAUUCAAUGAUUGUGUGAACCAUCAAAUGCCCUAAAGAAAAGCCUUUGACGAGACUUCGGUUUUUUUUUUUUCAACUUUACAGUAGCUUAAAAGGGAACAGUCAGCAUUUCCACUUAAUUAAGAUAUUUAUUAAGAUGUCAAACUGAGAUCACAAUGCUGUCACUGCUGUAUAUGCAAUAUUAAGAGAAACAAAUAUGCCCUUAAUAUUGUUUCAUGCAGUCCAGUCAAAUGACAGAAAACUCAGUAAAGGGGUCUAGUACGACGUGAUCAUGUUAAUGUUUCACGAUAUAUAGUGCCUUCAAUUAGGCAUUAUAAAUAUUGAUGUCAUCAGUCAUAAUAAUUAGAGAUUGCAUUUGUUCGCAGUGUAAUGAUCGAGAUUCAGAAAUUUUUUUAGUUUUGAUGCAAAUUACAAAAUCUGGGGGGAAAAAAACAGAGUUAAAAAUGCUGUUUUUAAAUUUAAGAAAUGCCUUUUUCAAGAAAAGUUUAUGACGCAAGUCGUUCUAGAUUGCCUCCUCUUGUCUUGUGUUUGAAUGCUUUCUACUUAAGGCAAUGGAUGCGGUAUUCAAAAAGUUUAUAUCAUCAUUAAUCAACCUCCAUGAUUCUAUAAAUAGAACUCUGCUGAUUUUUGUAAACAUUUUUUUGAGGCAGUUUCAAAUUUAUGUGGUGGAAUGGUCUGGAAACUGGCAUAUAUGUCUGUAAAUCAAUUUAUUUGAAUAUUUUGCCUGUAUCAUGCCAAAUUUGCCAUUUUGCUUGAAAACAAAUUAAGUUUAAAUGAGACUACAAUUAUGUAAGUGUACAUAUGAUGCAUAUUUAUAUAUUGAGAAGGGGACUUUAAUAAAUUUGUAUAAAUUGUGCAGUACAAGCAAAGCGAGCUGAUUCGCACAUUCAAACUUGUAGAACAAAUGCACAGUACAAUGGAAAUACAAAUGUAGGAAUGUCUGAAAAACUUUAAACUGUAAAGUUGCCUUUUGGAACACAUUGCAUUCCAAGCUGAAUGUUCUGCAUAUUAUGUGAAGCGUUCUGGCAAAAUGAGACAGGAAGUGAGCUGAGGUCAAAAUUAGGGGUUGUGGCUAUAAGGAAUGUACAUUUGUACAUCUUACAAUAAUGUUCGUUGGACUUUAAUUUCAAGGUUUUUAUACUACAUGUAUUUCUGUGAAACACACGUAGUAGACAUGGUAGACAAUUAAAAAAUUACACAUAACAAUAAAUCUUACAAUUAAAAACACUAAUGCCUGACUGCUACACAAUUGACCUAUCGCCGUUUGCGAGUUAGCCACGCCCCUUAGACAACCCUUUGGAAUUUUGUACGUAAACAUUUGUUUGUCUCAGAUUUUGCAUGCUCUGCGUCCAUUUGCAUAUCGGUAAUGGAACAAAUCUUUUACAAGCUGCUAUCGCGAUUCUACCAUGAUAGGUUAUUAUCUGCAACAUAUAUUUGAUAUGAAAAUAUCAAAUCUUGAUAUAUUGUUUUUUUGCUUUACAAUCUUAGUGCAUCAAAUUACGGCAUUGUGAAAACAAAAAUUCUAUCUUAUAAAUAAUCUUAGUGCAAUUCCUCUAUGGUGUACCGCUCGUACCAUUCCUCCAUGCUUCUAAAACGCUUACUGAAAACGCAUGCACAAUUUAAUGUAAAUGAAGGAACAAAAUUAAUGAAUAAAUUAAAUUUUUGUUUUUCUA
Molecule: messenger RNA, 4106 nt
Organism: Patiria miniata (bat star)
Lineage: Eukaryota; Metazoa; Echinodermata; Asteroidea; Valvatida; Asterinidae
Product: myotubularin-related protein 9-like
Exons: 14
Coding region: 231-1949 (572 amino acids)
Biological process (GO): negative regulation of autophagy
Source: RefSeq, a predicted model, not a curated record